Suillus bovinus is the source of this 1110-nucleotide messenger RNA. RefSeq lists its product as uncharacterized. The transcript has 3 exons. The record is from RefSeq and is a predicted model, not a curated record. Bases 304 to 1110 code for a protein of 268 amino acids. Lineage: Eukaryota; Fungi; Basidiomycota; Agaricomycetes; Boletales; Suillaceae.
UUCGAACUGUCUCUUUUACAUAGACCUGAUCGACAAAAUGAUCCAAUGUCAAAUGAUUAUUUUGACAUAGACUGUCCUCUUCCUCCAUUGCCGUUUUCCGAGUUAGAUGGUCCACUGCAUGACUUGAUGCUCGAUUCCAGUGGGGUGAGACAAUCCACUGAUGGUGAAUUCCAAUUAUCAUUAUGCGGUGUAUGUCACAAAAAUCUCAAGAAGGGAAAAUGACCAGCACUUAGUCUAGCAAAUCGUACUUUUUUAGGCGACAUCCCUGAUGAAUUGAAGGACUUGACAGUCGUCGAGGAAGCAAUGAUUGCUCGUUGUCGUGCGAAAUGCUGGAUUAUUCAGUUGAAGGAAGAAAAUCAGGAUUUACAACUUUCUAGCAACCAACGUGGAAUGAAAGGUCAUAUAAUUAUCUAUCCUCAGCGCCCAGAAGGAAUUGCAAAGAUCUUACCUCCGCCUGUAUCAGACAUUAUUACUCCAAUAUGUGUCAUUUUUGUAGGAUCGUGUCCUUCGACUCGUGAAUGGCUUGAAGAAAAGGCGAAACCUUUGAUAGCUCAGAGAGAAAAAGUUCGUGCUGCAUUAGUUUGGCUGAAAAAACACAAUCAGCUUUACAAAGAUGUCAUUAUCGAUUUCGAUGUUUUGAACUCUAUGGAAGAGAAAACACUGAUGCCUUUUCAUGUUGAUCAUGUCCUUCCUAAUGAUGCGCGUGAUUCUUUAACAUCAAAGUAUGAUGCGACCGAGGCAGUGCAGUUAGAUGACAAAGUUUUGGAGCAUACUAGUAAUGAUCAAUCAGUUGUAGUCACUGAUGUUGAUGGAAAUGCAUCUGCAAACGAAUUGCAUGCUGCGGCAGUUCGUCAUAUUAAGAACAAGGGCGGUGGAUAUGUCCAGAUCCCUCAUGGUCCUGAACCUGUCAAUGAGUUCUUUGAUCCAGACCUAUUUCCGAUGAUUUAUCCUACAUUGUUUCCAUACGGACUGGGAGGAUUUGAAGAUCACUUACGCUCCAAACCGUUGUCGAUCAAAAGGCAUAUCGUCGUUUUCAACAACAUUACUCGUUUCUGUUCACAGCAUUUAACAUUUUACAGCGCCGAAAGAUUCUAUUACAUACAUCUUUGA